AUUAUGACUAUUCAAAUAAAUUCAGCUUUCAAAUUAUUUCGUCAAAAAUUUCUUAUUGAACAAUUAAUCAUUCCAACCCGUUAUAAACAUCGUAUAAAAUUUGAAAAUGAUUUACAAAAAAUUCGUAAUAUUGGUAUAUCGGCACAUAUUGAUAGCGGGAAAACAACAUUAACCGAACGUAUCCUUUAUUAUUGUGGUCGUAUUGAUUCAAUGCAUGAAGUUCGUGGUAAAGAUAAUAUUGGUGCAAAAAUGGAUUCAAUGGAAUUGGAACGACAACGUGGUAUAACCAUACAAUCAGCAGCAACAUAUGUAAAUUGGCAAGGCGCGAAUAUAAAUAUUAUCGAUACACCUGGUCAUGUUGAUUUUACUGUUGAAGUUGAACGUUCAUUACGUGUUUUAGAUGGUGCUAUACUUGUACUUUGUGGUGUUGGUGGUGUACAAUCACAAACCCUUACGGUUACUAGACAAAUGAAUCGUUAUAAAGUACCUUGUAUUGCAUUCAUUAAUAAAUUAGAUCGUACAGGUGCAAACCCGAAACGUGUUAUGGAACAAAUUCGUAAAUCAAUUGGUUUUAAUGCUGCAUUUAUGAAUCUGCCGAUUGGUUUGGAAGGAAAUCUUUCCGGUAUUGUUGAUUUGAUUGAACAAAAAUCUGUUUAUUUUGAUGGACAAAAUGGUGAACAAAUUCGUUAUGAUUCAAUACCCAGUGAUAUGGUUGUGGAAGCAAAAGAAAAAAGACAAGAAUUAAUUGAAUCAAUAUCAAAUGUUGAUGAUUAUAUUGGUGAACUUUAUCUGGAAGAACGUAUGCCAACAAAUGAGGAAUUGAUUGCUGCCAUACGACGACAAUGUAUCCAGAGGAAAUUCGUACCAGUAUUCACUGGUAGUGCAUUGAAAAAUAAAGGUGUACAAAUAAUGUUGGAUGGUGUUGUUGAUUUUCUGCCUGAUCCAUCUGAGGUUAAAAAUUUUGCUUUGAUACAAAACGCACAAGAUAAUGAUCAAUCACAACAACCACCAACUGAAGAAGAAAUUGAAAAAAUUGAAAUGAAUCCAGAACGUGAUGGAAAAAAUAUAUUCGUUGGUUUGGCAUUCAAAUUGGAUGCAACAAAAUUCGGUCAAUUAACCUAUAUGCGUGUUUAUCAAGGAAGGAUUCGUAAAGGUGAUUAUAUGUAUAAUUCAAGAACGAAAAAAAAAGUUAAAGUUUCACGAUUGGUACGAAUGAAUGCCAAUGAAAUGGAAGAUAUUGAUGAAGCAUUAGCUGGUGAUAUUUGUGCAUUAUUUGGUAUUGAUUGUGCAUCCGGAGAUUCAUUUGUUACGGAUCGUAAUUCAAAUUUAUCAAUGGAAUCUAUUUAUGUACCGGAACCAGUGAUUUCAAUGUCAAUAAAAACAACAUCAAAAGAUUCGAUGGAUCAAUUUUCCAAAGCCAUACAACGUUUUACAAAAGAAGAUCCAACAUUUCGUUGUCAUUGGAAUAAUGAUUGUAAAGAAAUGAUUGUAUCGGGUAUGGGUGAAUUACAUUUAGAAAUUUAUGGACAAAGAAUGGAAAGAGAAUAUAAUUGUCCGGUUAUAUUGGGUAAACCAAAAGUUGCAUUUCGUGAAACAUUAUUACGACCGGUAAAAUUUAAUUAUCUACAUAAACGACAAUCCGGUGGUGCUGGUCAAUAUGGUUGUGUUAUCGGUGUAUUGGAACCAUUACCAAUGGAACAGAAUACAAAAAAUUUAUUUUCCGAUGAAACAUCCGGACCGAAUGUACCACGUUGGUUUGUACCGGCCAUACGUAAAGGUUUUGAUGAAAUGUGUGAAAAAGGACCAUUAAUUGGACAUCGUAUUUGUGGUGUUAAAUUUCGUCUGCAAGAUGGUAAACAUCAUGUUGUUGAUUCAAAUGAUAUUGCAUUUCAAUUGGCUGCACAUGGUGCUAUGAAACAAGCAUUCGAAACUGGCCGAUGGAUGGUAUUGGAACCAAUAAUGCAUGUUGAAGUUAGUGCACCAGCUGAAUAUCAAGGUGAAUUAAUAGGGUUAAUAACCAGACGUAAUGGCCUAUUACAAUCAACAAAUGAAAUGGAUAAUUAUUUUAUUGCAAAUUCUGAAGUACCAUUAAAUGAUAUGUUUGGUUUUGCAACUGAAUUACGAACACUAACACAAGGUAAAGGUGAAUAUACAAUGGAAUAUUCACGUUAUUCACCAGCCAGAAAUGAUGUACAACAAAAUUUAAUGGAUAAAUAUCAACAAGAAUUAAAUGAACAACAACAACAACAAACAAAUAAAAUGAGUAAGAAAAAUUAAAUCAAAUCAAAUGUCAAAAAUCAAAAAUCAU
Messenger RNA from Dermatophagoides pteronyssinus (European house dust mite), 2308 nucleotides. It is a transcript of the gene mEFG1, whose product is annotated as mitochondrial translation elongation factor G 1. Gene Ontology annotation, molecular function: GTP binding; GTPase activity; translation elongation factor activity. Gene Ontology annotation, cellular component: mitochondrion. The record is from RefSeq and is a predicted model, not a curated record. NCBI's taxonomy places the organism in Eukaryota, Metazoa, Arthropoda, Arachnida, Sarcoptiformes, Pyroglyphidae. Gene Ontology annotation, biological process: mitochondrial translational elongation.